CACCACUGCGCGAUGUUGUCUCAGCUUUGUCAAGUUAUUGCAGUUGAAAUAGGUCAAUUGCAUUAUUCUUUUAAUAUUUAACCCUGGCUCCUGUGACAGUUGCUUAAUCAGCAUGUUACAGCAGGUUACACAUCCAGGUGUGCACUGUGACUUUGAGCUCCACGUUGAUAGUCAGGCUCUUUCCAACUCCAGGCACCUGAAGUCUACAUGGCUUCUCAAAAGUCAGACACAGCCAUGUCUCCAAAGAUCACUGGAGAGCUGCUCAGGCAGCUUCGCCAGGCGAUGAGGAAUUGCAAAUACUUCUCUGAACCUAUACAGGCCUACAUCGUCCCCUCUGGAGAUGCCCACCAGAGCGAAUACAUUGCACCAUGUGACUGCAGACGUGAAUUUAUCUGUGGAUUUAAUGGCUCAGCAGGUACAGCCAUCGUCACAGAGCAGUAUGCUGCAAUGUGGACCGACGGGCGAUACUUCCUCCAGGCCAGCCAGCAGAUGGACAACAACUGGACCCUCAUGAAGAUGGGACUGAAAGAGACACCCUCUCAGGAGGACUGGCUGAUCAGCGUCCUGCCAGAGAACUCUAAAGUGGGAGUCGAUCCUUGGAUCAUCGCUGCCGAUCAGUGGAAGAACAUGUCCAAGGCGCUGACCAGUGCAGGCCACUCUCUGGUGGCCGUGCAGGAUAACCUGAUCGAUGCGGUUUGGACAGACCGCCCAAAAAGACCCAGCACACAGCUCCGCACCCUGGGAUUAGACUACACUGGUAUGUCCUGGCAAGACAAGAUCACCACAUUGCGAGCCAAGAUGACAGAGAGGAAGAUCAGCUGGUUUGUUGCCACGGCAUUGGACGAGAUUGCAUGGCUUUUUAACCUUCGUGGUGCCGACAUCGAGUACAACCCAGUUUUCUUUGCAUAUACCAUUGUGGGAAUGAACACAUUAAGGCUUUUUGUGGACCUAAAGCGCCUUUCUGAUCCCGCUUUGAGAGACCAUCUGCAGCUGGACUCUCCCAGCAAGCCUGAGCUGAGCAUCCAGACCUUCCCGUACGAGUCGGUCUACACUGAGCUCCAGGCCAUCUGCGCUGCACUCGGCCCCAAGGACAAAGUGUGGAUCUGUGACAAAGCCAGCUGUGCUCUCACACAGGUCAUCCCCAAGGCCCACAGGACUCCAAUUCCCUACACCCCACUCUGCCUCGCCAAGGCUGUGAAGAAUGCCACUGAGAUUCAAGGCAUGAAAAUGGCCCACAUCAAGGAUGCGGUUGCCCUUUGUGAACUCUUUGCUUGGUUGGAAAAGGAGAUUCCAAAAGGCACUGUGACAGAGAUCUCUGCUGCUGAUAAGGCUGAAGAACUACGCAGUCAACAGAAAGAUUUUGUCGGCCUCAGUUUCCCCACAAUCUCCAGCGUUGGUCCAAAUGGAGCAAUCAUACAUUACAGACCACUGCCUGAAACCAACAGAACCCUCACCAUGAAUGAAGUUUACCUGAUCGACUCUGGAGCUCAAUUUGUUGAUGGAACCACAGACGUCACACGCACCAUGCACUUUGGGACACCAUCUGCUUUUGAGAAGGAAUGCUUUACCUAUGUACUGAAGGGCCACAUAGCUGUCAGUGCUGCUGUUUUCCCCAAUGGAACAAAAGGCCACCUGUUGGAUUCAUUUGCCCGUGCUGCCCUGUGGGAGUCGGGGCUGGACUACCUUCAUGGUACAGGCCACGGCGUGGGCUGCUUCCUCAACGUCCACGAGGGGCCCUGCGGCAUCAGCUACAAGACCUUCGCCGAUGAACCUCUGGAGGCCGGCAUGAUCGUCAGUGAUGAACCUGGGUACUAUGAAGAUGGGUCUUUCGGCAUUCGCCUGGAAAAUGUGGUCCUUGUUGUACCAGCUAAGCCCAAAUACAACUACAGAAACAGAGGGAGUCUGACAUUUGAGCCCCUCACUCUGGUCCCUAUCCAAGUCAAGAUGAUGAACACAGAGCUGCUCACUCAGAAGGAGCGCGACUGGGUGAACGAGUACCACAGGCAGUGCCGGGAGGUGGUUGGAGCAGAGCUUGAGAGGCAGGGCAGGAAGGAGGCACUGGAGUGGCUGGUCAGAGAGAGCCAGCCAAUCGUCUGAGGACUGACUCUUUUGCAAUCCAAUCAUGUUUUCAAAGGAGUACUUUACGAUCGAUUGCUCUGCAGUGAUAAUCGUUUGUAUUUUCCUCAUCUUUCUCUGUGUCUCACACUCGGCUUCUUUUUGUAAAGCACAUCGUAUCAGCAGUUUUAUUAAAGAUCAAUGAAAAUCAAGAAACA
This is a messenger RNA of Seriola dumerili (greater amberjack), 2273 nucleotides long. It is a transcript of the gene xpnpep1, whose product is annotated as X-prolyl aminopeptidase 1. Bases 208 to 2097 code for a protein of 629 amino acids. NCBI's taxonomy places the organism in Eukaryota, Metazoa, Chordata, Actinopteri, Carangiformes, Carangidae. The transcript has 20 exons. Gene Ontology annotation, molecular function: metalloaminopeptidase activity. The record is from RefSeq and is a predicted model, not a curated record.